AUGUCUGCGUCUACAGAAAACGUGGACGAGAAGAAUAUUGUUGCUUCUGUGCGUGCUGGCGCAAAUCUGGUCCAUUCAAAGCCGCUGUUUUCACAUGACUCAAAAUUCCUGUUCUGCUGUGCUGAGGCAUUAGUGAAGGUUUACAGUACCAUAAGUGGAGAAUGUGUACACGAUCUAAGAGGCCACACAAGUACAACUACAGGACUGGUGAUCAACUCCCAGAACAAGCUUCAGUUAUUAUCCUGCUCUCUGGAUCAAACAGUGAUAUUUUGGGACUAUGCUGAUUGUGUAUUGCUAAAAAGGAUAAGAUUACAGGGUCCUCUACAUGGGAUCUGGAUACGACCUGGACACCAGGACCAUUUACAAGUCCUGCAGAAAAGAGGAAAAUCAUAUGAUUUAGUCCAUUCUAACUUGUUGACAUCAACUAAGGAUGAAUCUGUCACAUCUGUAACAGACAUACCUCGGAUAUCCUCUGACCCCCGGUGCUCAGCCAUUGGAUGUAAGGGGAAAUUUGUCGCAGCAGUUAAUGGCAGUACCCUGUACAUCAAAUUAAAAACAUCAAAAUCAUCAAAAACUAAAAAGUUUCCCUAUCCUGAACUUACGUGUGUGGCCUGUCAUCCUGUGGACUACUGUAUUGCCACAGGAGCUAAGAGUGGCAAGAUAAUCCUAUGGUGGAAUUUCCUUGGUGACCCUAGCCAUGUAGUCAAGACAACUCUCCACUGGCAUGCCCUUCCUGUACUGGAUCUUGCAUUCACAACAGAAGGUGCUUACCUCCUCAGUGGUGGACAUGAGUGUGUUUUAGUCAAAUGGCAGUACAACUCAGAGUACCGUAACUUCAGACCCCGCCUUGGAGCACCACUAUGUCAUGUUGCUGUGUCCCCGGACAAUCUUUACUAUGCCACAAGUCACCAAGACAAUGUGAUACACCUGUUGACAAGCAGCUUCUCAGUGGCCCAAGUGUACCAGGGCCUCACCAAAUCCCAACUGUCAACCAAACAGCAACAUUUUUAUCCAGCUGAACUGAACUUUGACCCCAGGUCGAAAGCUCUGGUGCUUAAUGGCAAACCAGGACAUCUACAGUUCUACUCUGUCCAUAAUGAUACACAGUUGUACAAUUUAGAUAUUGUGUGUCAAAAUUACAUUUCAUCGGAGAACAUGGAGCGUCCAUUGACGGUGACGGAAGUCAUCAAAGCAGAAUUCAACAGUACAGGGAGAUGGCUUGUUACCGUGGAGUACUGGAACAAUGGGGUCAUGACCCCUGAAAUGCGACUCAAAUUUUGGCAGUACAACACAGAAACACAGAGCUACACAUUGAACACUGCAGUUGAAGUUCCACAUGAUAAAGUUAUCGAGUGUUUACGAUUCCGCCCUGAUGGCACCAUCAAUGAAGAUCCUAUGGUGGUCACAACAAGUUUGGAUGGCAAAUUCAAAAUUUGGUCCAACAUGGAUGACACAAACAUCUACAGAGCUAACACCAGAUGGAGCUGUGAGUCUGUAGGGUUUUACCACGGUCAACCUGCUGGUGUCUGUGCUUUUACCGCUGAUGGAUCUCUGCUUGGAGUCGCAUUUGACACAAACAUCACGCUGUGGGACCCAGACAACAAUAUACUGAAGGAAACACUUAACAGUCAACAAGGACAAAUACAGUUUAUGGAGUUUGGAAAAAAGUCUUGCAGUCACUACUUGGUCACAACUACAAAAUACAAUUUAACAGUCUGGGACCUCAUUACCUGUGCAGUUACAUGGACUGCAAGGAUUAAGAGUACACAUUUGGUUGCUGACCCUCUGAGUGAUGUCAUGGUACUGUUUGAGGAAAAUAAAAGUCUGUAUGUGUUCAAACCAUCCAACCCUAACUACUUGUAUCAUCACAAAAAUCUUGGCCAUAGGGUAGUAGGUGGAGUUUUCAUUCCACAACAACAGAAGAGUUCCAUCAAUGACAAGGGACAACUCUCAUGGCAAACUGAAUCUCAGUUGUACUGGAUGACAAGUGAACAAGACCUGAUGACCUUGACUUUGGAGGAAGAUGAACCUUCUCAGACAAAGCCAACACCUUUGAAAGGCAUCCUUCCCCAAACUCCAUUCAGCCUCCUGCUGACAGCUGAACGUAAGAAAGGAUUUGAACCAUCAGAGUACAAGGAGUUAGACAGUAAGGUGUACAUGACAGCGGCUCAGUUCACAUCACAGUUGCUGGAGACAGCCUCUCAUGUUCAGGCACCUGUGACAAGUCUGUGUGGCAGUUUUAUCCAUUCCUUACUGAUCCGUGAGACAUCACCAGGCACUCUUCUAGAUAAAAAAGACGAAGAUGACAAUGAUAUGUCAGAUGUGGAAGAAAAAGAGACGAACUCAGAAUCAGAUUCAGACAUGGAUGUUGAUGGAAAACAGGAAUCUGUGCCAAAAAUUGAUUUAGGGAAAGCGGCCAAACAGAAAACAGCUAAUGUGAAAGAAGAAGUAUUAUGUGAAAUACCAAAUUUAGAUUGGUACUAUACAAAACUGAAAUAAAAUCUAAAUCUAAGCAA
Molecule: messenger RNA, 2516 nt
Organism: Ylistrum balloti
Lineage: Eukaryota; Metazoa; Mollusca; Bivalvia; Pectinida; Pectinidae
Product: WD repeat-containing protein 75-like
Exons: 19
Coding region: 1-2499 (832 amino acids)
Biological process (GO): positive regulation of transcription by RNA polymerase I; positive regulation of rRNA processing
Cellular component (GO): nucleolus
Molecular function (GO): protein binding; RNA binding
Source: RefSeq, a predicted model, not a curated record